AUGCGAGACGAACGCGAGGUCGCGCCUAGAAAAAAGCGACAUGUUUGCGAGUUCGUGAAUGUACCGCCAACGACCGCGCGUUUAUCUCGGCAGAUAUUCUUAGUGGUGUUGCAACGAAGCUCCCGUGCGGUUCAGGCGGAAAAAAAACGUCGUCCGCUCAUCUACUGUCUCUUUGCAGACCUCGGAAUGAAGCUGCUGGCCAUCUCUUUGGCUCUCGCCCUCGCCGUCGGCGUCAGCGCCAAACCGGUAAGUUUCUUCUUGAAAGUCAAAAAUAUUGGCCGAAAAACUUCAUCUAACUAGGGAACGUUUUUUACCUCCCAGUUGAACUUUUGAUGAAACUUUGAGAGUGGACUGGAAUUUUAAAGCUUCAUAAAUUGAAAACAAGAUCUAUUGAGAGAAGGUUUUCUUGUUCUGAAUCAGGAGUGCCUAAAGUACACUUCAAGUGCUCUGAAAAAAAAAAACUCCAUCCACAGCUAGCUUGUGACAAAUGUUUGACUAAAACCGACUAGUAAGUUUUUUUUUUCAGAAUCCUUUUCCCAAGCCCUACACCGUCCAGAUUAUUCUGAAGGACGACUUUGAAACAGGAACCCGAGAUAAGGUAUUAUUUGACAUUGCUUACACAAUCACUGGUUACUUUUUUCAGCCCUACGCGAAGGAGCCGAGAGUCCCCGAGAUCCUUCAGAAUGACGUCGCCAAUGACGAGGUAUCAUUGAAUAUUAUUUUUUCACAAUAAUUUAGUUAUUUUUUUAGUCGAAGGCUGAAAAGGCCCCUCUUCAUAGGAUCUACAAAAAGGCCGGAGUGGAGUACAAAAACCGAAGAGGAGGUAAUAUUUCCAAAUUUCUUUUUGGUUUGAAAUGUGAACGUAGGAAGAUCUUAAAACUAAAAUUCGAAAAAAAGUUUUCAUUGAAAAACUCUUAACAAUAAGGAUCACUUCAUUUUGUAGUUCGAAAUACUCUGUUAACCCGUCAAAUAAUUUUCUUGAAGAUCAAAUAAAUAAAAUGAAAUCUCAUCUCGCAAAAUUUCAAAAAUUUUCACGUAGCAGAAAUUUAAUUUCGGAAACAGCUUUUCCGAAGGAUUUUUAUGAUUUUCUAUGCCAGGCGUUUUUUUUCUCAGAAACUGAAAGGUUUCUCUAACUUGACCAUACUUACUUCAAAUAAAAAAAUGCUUUUGAUCUUGGCUGAAAAAAAUUUCAGAAUUUCCAGUCUUUCGUCAACUUUCAUGCCCCAUUUUUUUUCUUCAAUUAUUUUUUUCAGUUUCCUACCGUCGAAUGGAAAGACCGACAAGCCAAAAAAAGGGCGAUGAAGACAAAGCCGAAGAGAAGGUUAACUUUAUUUUGAUAUGAAGUUCAAUAUUCAGUAAAUGAUAAUAUUUGUUCAAAGCAAAAACAUCAAAAAAAUAUUCCGAAAAACCUUGUUCACAAGUGAAAAAUUGAGUAAAAUCAACAAAAAAACUCGCCAAAAUGUGGACCAAUAAUGUCUGAAAAACAUGUUUAAAAAAAUCAGAACAUACCUAAGAAAAAAAGAAUUAUGUUUCCAAUAUUUCAUUUUUUUCAUCUAUUUUCAGAUUUGUAGACAAACUGGUAAAUUUCAGAAAAAUGAAAAAAAUAAUAUAAAACGGAAAUGGCAAUAUUUAAUGAAUUUAUUCAUGUUCAAAUCAAAAAUAGUCUUAAUUUAAGCUUCCGGCGAAGCAGCCAUGUGACGGCCUCAAGCUUUGCGGCGAACCGAGUGAGUGAAAAAAAAAACUGACCAAAAAAUAAAAAAUGAGGUUCAGGUUCAACCGAAAGUCCCCUGAAAAUGGGCAAGGAGAAGGAAAAUGCCAAGCAAGGAAAGAAGCUUGAAGAAAAAUUCGUGAGUUUCAAUUCCUUACCCUAAAACUUUAAUAGAAAAUUAUAGGACGACCUUGCGAGAAAAGUUCGCAGUCGUCUUCUUGAAUUUUUUGCUAAAGGCAAAAAGGUAUUAUUUAACCCGCACCCCAUCCUUAAAACAUUAAGACCACUUAUAUGGUUCACUUAGGAGAUUUUCCUAAGCCCCAAAUAGUUUUCAAACGCAAUUUUAAUCUUUUUAGGCCGCUUGAAUUUUUUUUCAUGGAAUCAGAAAAACUUUUUUCGCACUUGUUGUAAAAAAUUUCUUUUUAACUUCAACUUUUUAGCAUACUUGUCGAGACGCUUGUUUUUGUAUCUUCAUUUUUUUUGUAAACUUGCUUGAUAAAAUGUAUUUGGUGGAUGUAUCCGUCUUUUGUUGCACGAAAUAAAAGGAUUCUCAAAAAUUUUCUUUAUUUGAAAAUGAAAAGUCAGAAGCAAAAAGUCAAGAUAAUACCCAUAAAAUGGAUUGAAGCACAACCAUAUUCUCCAAAAUCAGUUUUUAAGGAACCACUUCUUCAAGUUCAAAUAUUGUCCGCGAAACAUAAGAAAAUACAUUUAUCAUUAUCAUUAGUUAUUCAAAAAUCGAAGUGCCCACAAAAUUUAAGAUCUCCUAGUUAAAUCAACUGAAAAAUCGAGGUCUCAGCCUGCUGCUGAGGCGAAAAACUACGGAAAAAGUUUUCGGUGCACCUGUUGUCGCAUGAAAAUUACACAAAGAGCUGGUCGAACACAAAAUUAAUCAGCGUUCGAGUCAUACCGUCGGCGUCAAUGAAAAAAAACUGAGGGGCUGGCCGCACACAGUUGCUCCAUUGCGUAGGCACCAACUUCACGCCCGCUUGAGCCCUGCCAGCAGGACUUUCUUCAAAAACUCGUGAACCGAAAUGAAGCUCGCUGUGGUCUUUUUCGCUCUCGCCCUCGCCAUCCUCGUCACCGCCAAGCCGGUUGGGUUUUUAAUCGAAAAUUAUGAUUUUUUGAUUAAAAAUUUCAACGCAACUCGAAUUUUGUAUUUUCCCUUCACCGACAGUUUGAAACUCAAAACAAAACGUUUUACAGAAGCCUCUAGUAACAAAAAAAUUGUCAUUUUUUUAUAUUUCAUAAACUUGAAGUAAUCUGUUCAAACUAUCUUUAGGCUUGAAAAAAAUCAUACUAACUGACUUUUUUUAUAAUUUUCUAUCCAUCUUUUUUUCGACUAAAAAAAUGAUAUAAUCAGAUUUUUUUCCUUUUCCGUCAACCUUCUGAGAGGAAACCAAAAAUAUGUUCCUAGAAAAUAGUUCAGCCUAAAGCGGUGGAGAAAAAUCCUAAAAAGAGAGACAAUAAACAAGUUUUCAAAAAAAGAUUAUACAAAAAAAGUAGAGUUUUAUCCUACUGCUGUAUAUUCAAUUGACAUUAUAUGGUCUUUUUCUGGUUCUCUUGGUUAAAUGAACAUUAGGAGUUGAGAGAAUAAUGUACAUCCUUUGUCGAUUAAAAAAAUCAAGUUUUUGAAGCGUAUAAACCAUUGAAAAAAAGGGAACCUAAGAGAAAAUGAAUGAAAAAAAUUGAGCUCAGUUCGAUGAAAUCCAAAAAUAUCAAAAUUAUAGUUUUUUUUCAUUGCAGAUACCGGAGAAGAAACUAGGAAUGUGUGGCGUUAAAGGGUUUCAUUGUGGAACGCCCAGUGAGUGAAUUUGGAAAUUACAUAAUUUUAAAAAUGAUUCAAUAUUCAGCCCAAGAUGACAUCGAUCGAUACGUCGCGUUGGGCAAUGAUAUCGCCAGCAAGACCAGGAAACCGGGAAGAGUUUGGGUAGGCUUUCCAUCCGAGAAUAAAUCGAAAUCCCACAUGAAUUAUAGGAGGAUUCGAAAAAAAUUUUCAAAAAGCUUUCCGCCCCGUUCAUCGAGCAAGUCGAAAACUUCUUCGACAAUCCAAAGCCCGGCCAGAACUAUGUGAGUCUCCAAAAAAUUAAAUACACUAUUCAAAGUUUUAGAUGACAAUCAAAAUCAGAUUCCAAAAGAGACUUGGAGAGCUUCUCAUCGGAACCAAAAACUUUUUCACCGGCCUGUUUCAGAGUCGCCCCCGUUCAACUUGA
This is a messenger RNA of Caenorhabditis auriculariae, 3918 nucleotides long. The record is from the annotation of a GenBank genome assembly. NCBI's taxonomy places the organism in Eukaryota, Metazoa, Nematoda, Chromadorea, Rhabditida, Rhabditidae.